AUGUCUGAAAGCUCUCUAUCUUAAAAUGACUUUUAUGAAUUGAAACAUGUUAGAACAUUGAAGGACAAUCCCUCCAAAUUUUUAUCAAAAAAGAAGCAAACUCAAUUCUAUUUGAAUCGGGCAAUGCUUGAUAAAGAAUAUAUAAAAACUGAUUUGAGUUGCGAAUGUUCAGAAUGUGGAAAAUGUAGUUAAUUUAGUGAGACAAUAAAAAAACAAUAUCCAUUCUGUGAAACAAGAUGGUAGAAAAGAAGAAGGAUUUUUAAAAGAUUUAAAGCAGCAACAAAUGCUAUUAUUUUUAUCUUAUCAUAUAAAGUAGAGGCUAUUAAGAAAUUUAGAAAGAGAAUGCAUAUAUUAAAAGCAGUUAGAAAUUUAACAACAUUAAAAAAAUCUUAAAUUAGUGCUCCAACUCAGUUAUAGCAAUAACCAUUGAUUAGUAUACCUCAUUCGCGAUAAUCGUAAAGGAUCAAAACAACUCCUGAUGAGGAGACAUUUUUCCAUCAUGUCAUAAAUAGUGCCCGAGAACCUAGAAAAAGUUAGGUUUCGAUUUAUAUGAAUCAGAUGUUAAAAAACGUUAUUCCAAAAUCGGAAAUUCAUCUAAAACCUUUGAGUUAUUUAAAUUAGAAACAGAUAAAACAAAAUAAUGCAAAAUCAAUUACUCAAGCAUCUUUUUCUCAUCAUAAUUAUUCACAAGUUACAUCGAAUCCACAGAAGUGCCCAACGGUGCAUAUGGAGUAAAUUGUGAAUAAUCAAUAUAAAACGAACAAUAAAGAUCUUUUAAAACUAAUAGAUUCUCUUAAGGUUAGACAUAGAAUUAUUAGAUGUAAGAAAUGA
This is a messenger RNA of Paramecium tetraurelia, 831 nucleotides long. RefSeq lists its product as uncharacterized. The record is from RefSeq and is a predicted model, not a curated record. NCBI's taxonomy places the organism in Eukaryota, Ciliophora, Oligohymenophorea, Peniculida, Parameciidae. The transcript has 3 exons.